Molecule: messenger RNA, 1189 nt
Organism: Pseudomyrmex gracilis
Lineage: Eukaryota; Metazoa; Arthropoda; Insecta; Hymenoptera; Formicidae
Product: endothelin-converting enzyme 1-like
Exons: 9
Coding region: 133-1008 (291 amino acids)
Biological process (GO): protein processing
Cellular component (GO): plasma membrane
Molecular function (GO): metalloendopeptidase activity
Source: RefSeq, a predicted model, not a curated record
CACAACUUAAAAUCUGCUAUUUCACAUGAAUAUAUCAAGAAAUACAUAUCGCUCGAAAACAUAGAGGACAUCAGAAAAAUACGUACGGACGUUUAUAACGUUGUUUAUCAACAAAUACAAAAAGUCACAUGGAUGGAUGAACCUACAAAAGUAGCAUCUCUUGAGAAAAUCGCGUAUAUAUACUACGCGUUUUUUAAGCCCGAGUGGUACACCGACGACGGUAUUUCCAGAUAUUACGAAAUUCUGAACGUUAGUAUGGGAUAUUUCGACAAUAUCAUAAAUAUUAUUAAAUUCGAGAGAAAGAAACUAUUGAACUUGCUCAGAACACCCGUAACCAAAGACGUAUGGUUUCUUGAACCGACAGAACCGGAAGCAUACUACUCUCCUGUUCUCAAUAAAAUCGUUAUAACUGCUGCCUUAUUACAAAGUCCUGUGUAUGACAGAAAGCGUGUUGCGUUGAUGAAUUAUGGAUCGCUAGGAGUUGUUAUUGGACAUAAUAUUAAUCUUGCCUUCAAUUCUAUAAGUAAUAGGUUUGACAAAGAUGGCAACCUUAAGCAAUGGUGGACACAAAACAGUAUCAAUAAUUACAACAAUAUAACGCAAUGUUUCGUUGACCAAUACAACGAGUAUCUAGUUCCGGGUUUAGAGAAUAUUCUAUUAAACGGAGACAUGUCGGUCAUUGAAAACUCUGCCGAUUCUGUUGGAAUUCUUGCUGCAUAUUAUGGGUACAAGAACAGAAAAGCAAGACUGAAUGAAACAGAGUGGCGACUGCAAGGACUAGAAGAGUACAGCGAAGAUCAAAUCUUUUUCUUGACUUAUGCUCAAUUCUUCUGUGAAACCGCUCUGCCGGAACGGAUAGAACAAGAUAAUUAUUAUCUACCUGGCCAAUCUCCGAAAGAAAUUAGGAUUCGCGGCAGUCUUUCGAACUUUCGUGAAUUCUCCGAGAUUUACAAUUGUUCCCUGGGAAGUCAAAUGAAUCCUGAAAAGAAGUGCGUAGUUUGGUACUAAACCAACGAACAACGAAAACACGUGAAAGUAAUGGAACUACAAAAUUAUGAUUGCGGGUUUUUCUUUCCUUCAGCAAACAAAUCAUUUGUAAUAAUCAAAAACAUAUUACAUAUAUGUAAUACAUUAGUGCUUGUUAAGUAUUAAAUACAUUUGGGAUAAAAUAGUUUUGAGUUUCUUUCGC